AUGCGUAGAACUAAUAAAAUUAUAACUGUAUUAUCUCUUUGGUCAACUACGGUACCAAUAGUUCUGAAAUCUUCAAUAGCAACACUUGAACAACUAAUUUUUUUUUUGUCUUUAAAUCUUUAUCAGUUUCUAUAUACAUUUUUUCCUCAGUGCUUUAGAACAAGACCGAGAUCGUGCAGAAAUGGUGGAUAUCUGCUUUCCAAUAAAGAUAAUACGACGUCAUGUUACUGCAUGGGGUACUUCACUGGGCGUGACUGUGGAUCCAACUUGUGCUUCAACGGCGGAACUCGAAUGAAUGGCUUGACGUGUAUGUGUCCAGAAGGCUUUUCAGGCGACCAUUGUGAGACCGAUGAUGAUAGUGUAGACAUAAAACGUCGUAUGUUCUGUUAUUUAUCAAACAGCAUUAAACUUCUCAAAUGUAUUUUCAGUGAGAUUAAACUGCGAGAAGAAAUCUAUAGUUUAAACAAUAUUCUAAAGGUUUCCUGUUCAUUACUGGUUUUAGAACUGCUACCUGGUUUUAACAAUAUGUAUACGACAGCUGAGGAGAUGGUCACUGCACUGAAAAACAUACAAUUUCAAAACAGCACACACUGCGAGGAUUCUGUACUAACUGCAAUUGCUGAAGCCAUAAACUCACUGGCUUUAACUAACCGCUCUCCAGUUUACGUUAUUACAGAUGCUGUACCUGACGACGAGCAAGAGGCUGAAACUAUAUUCCACAUAAACACAUACAGAGGAUCACCGGUUGGCUUUCAGCGUGAACGCCAAUUUAAAAGAUUUCAAAAGCUGAUUUUCAAAACAAUUAAAACAAAAAAAAAACCUGAAUAUUUAACAGCACAUCCAACAAUGGCUCCACCAAGUGACUUAGCACUGUCAACACCUGGCGGUAGCAGUUUUUGUUAUUGUACUGCUGACUGGUCCGGCGAUAAAUGUGAAAAGCCUGUAUGUCAUAACGGCGGUACACUACGGCAGUCUGGUGGUGGGUCGUGGUGCGAAUGUGUUGCCGGACACACUGGCUCUCAUUGUGAAUUUUUCCUUAAAACUGUUACUUCUUUAUACAACAGUGUUUCAGUAUUUUGUACGGACACUGGUGAAGAGGUGGAACAAACACCAUUAAACAUCGAUAUGGCGUUCGUUGUAGAAAUAACCCAAAAUUCAAUGCAUGCACUGCGCGACCUUGUGAACCAUAUAGGAGUAAUUGUAAGAGACGCAGCUAUGCAUCAUCCAGAAUGGAUUGCCAACUUCUUAUAUGCAUACUACGACUCUAACGGUAGGCACAGUAGAAUUCUUCAUGAGUAG
Messenger RNA from Enterobius vermicularis (human pinworm), 1299 nucleotides. Lineage: Eukaryota; Metazoa; Nematoda; Chromadorea; Rhabditida; Oxyuridae. The record is from the annotation of a GenBank genome assembly.